Molecule: messenger RNA, 885 nt
Organism: Cotesia congregata
Lineage: Eukaryota; Metazoa; Arthropoda; Insecta; Hymenoptera; Braconidae
Source: the annotation of a GenBank genome assembly
GGAUCUACUUUUUAUGUAAACGAUCCACCACGUGCAGGUACCGGCGACAAUGGGAGCGUCGAGGAAGAGAAAACCCACCACGGCUCGGCGACUUUGCCGGGUGGUUGUAGUUUAGGUUCAACCCACAGCGCAGCGCCGGUCAAAUUUCCCUCGGAAGAGGGCUCGGAGUGCUCGAGCGUCACCAGCGAAAGCGGUCCCGGGAGCAGAGGUCAAGCGCACGCUUGCCACAGUAAUAAUGCCGCUUUCAGCUUGAAGUCCAUCUUCGUUGAGCUGCAGGAGCACCGGGAGAACUUCGAGCGUAUGCGGGAGAAAUUGGAAACGCUCAAGACACUUCAACAAGAAGUAACAUUUUUAUCAAACGCACUGCAAGAAGAGCGCUUUCGGUGCGAGAGACUCGAGGAGCAAAUGAACGACUUGACCGAGUUGCAUCAAAAUGAAGUUGAAAAUUUGAAGCAGACGAUAACAGACAUGGAAGAGAAGGUCCAGUACCAAAGUGAAGACCGCUUAAGGGACAUUCACGAGAUGCUGGAGAACUGUCAGACCAAAAUAUGGAAAAUGGAGCACCAACAGCAGCAGCACCAGCAAUACGUAACGCUGGAGGGCCUGGACAAUAGUAACGCGCGAGCGUUGGUUGUUAAAUUAAUCAACGUUGUGCUAACUGUUUUACAAGUCAUUUUGUUGCUUGUAGCCACGGGCGCGGGUAUAAUGAUGCCCUUUUUGAGAACGAGCUGUACUAAGCCUCAUUGUUUCAUGUGCAGGGUGCGCAUAUUGACGACAACUUUGGUCGUCCUGGGCAUUAUCUUUGUCCUCAAGCAGUGGCCCGAGGUCCACGAUGUUGGGAGCCAUUUGAUGAGACACCUCAAGCAAACGCUUGCCGUUAAGUAG